Molecule: messenger RNA, 1188 nt
Organism: Penicillium antarcticum
Lineage: Eukaryota; Fungi; Ascomycota; Eurotiomycetes; Eurotiales; Aspergillaceae
Product: putative aminotransferase
Exons: 3
Coding region: 1-1188 (395 amino acids)
Biological process (GO): biosynthetic process
Molecular function (GO): pyridoxal phosphate binding; catalytic activity
Source: RefSeq, a predicted model, not a curated record
AUGGUCCGAAUCAGCGAAUUCGCCGUGGAGCGUUGGAUGGACCUCUACGAAAACGACGCGAAGCACAAUCUAGCCGAAACAUGCUGUGCCUCAAUCUCUCUGAAUGAUUUAUUGUCUCUUUCCAACAAGAAAAAUCUGGUGGACUAUAGCCAGAAGCAGGUCUACGGUGCGAUCCGGGGCUCAGAGGCUCUGCGAACCAAUAUUGCGAAUCUAUAUUCCCAGUCUGUCACCGCGAAAGAUGUCCUCGUGACGAAUGGCGCUAUUCAAGCAAACUUCCUGGCACUCUAUACCAAUAUCGGCCCUGGAGACCAUGUUAUUUGCCAGUACCCGACGUAUCAGCAGCUAUACUCCGUGCCCGAAUCUUUUGGUGCGGAGGUCAGUCUGUGGCGGUCGAAUGGGGAGGAGGGAUGGAGGUUGGAUAUGGAAGAACUAAAGGAUUUGGUUCGGCCCGAUACGAAGUUGAUCAUUUUGAACAACCCCCAGAAUCCUACCGGUGCUAUUCUUCGCCGGGAAGAGUUACAAGCAAUUGUUGAUAUUGCGCGUGAGCAUGAUAUCCUCAUUCAUUCUGACGAGGUGUAUCGGCCUCUCUUCCAUUCUCUCAACCAGGGCGAGGAGGUCCCCCCGUCUAUCCUUGAGUUUGGAUAUGAAAAAGUGGUUUCGACUGGUUCCCUGUCCAAGGCAUUCAGCUUGGCCGGUAUCCGGCUGGGUUGGAUUGUGUCGCCGAACCCCGAUAUCAUUGAAGCAUGUGCCUCUGCUCGUGAUUACACUCUUAUCUCAGUUGGUCAGAUCGAUGAUGGUGUAGCUGCACAUGCAUUGUCAAGUCCGUGCGUGGGAAAUCUGUUGCAGCGCAAUAUUCAACUGGCAAAGCGGAAUCUGGACAUGCUUGAAUCGUUUGUGGAUGAGUUCAGCUGGGCCGUGAAGUGGACCAGGCCUUUGGCUGGAACGACUGCAUUUGUCAAAUUUGUUGACAGGGAAGGACGGGCCAUCAAUGAUGUUGUCUUUUGCCAAAGACUGCAAGAGACGACUGGAGUGCUGCUGGUACCUGGCAGCCAAUGCUUUGGAGAUGGUGUAGAUUUCCGUGGCUUUGUGCGAGUAGGCUAUGUUCCCGAGCACGAGGUGAUGGUCAAUGGCCUGCAAGGUGUGAAGAAGUUCAUGCGUGAUGAGUAUGAGAAGCUGCCGUUGGCGUAG